AUGACAAGUGGGGUUCAGUCUAACGCGACUUCUCCGACCGUUGACACGCAUUCAGCUCAACAACAACAGCAGUUCAACGCGAGUGUUAAGUUUUUUUUUUUCGGUGACCCAAGUUUAAGUGAAGUUGAAAUUAGUUAUAAGCUUCUUGCCAGACAGAUCGGUCCUCGGUAGGGUGUCCCCUUAAGUGUAAUUGCAAUUUCGUAACCUAAAGAGCUUGAUAUUUUUGGCCGGUUGAACCUUUCCGAGAUGUGGACCAAGAAUUUGCUGCUGGUGGCUUGCCUAUUUGUGUCUUCUAGCUAUGGACAGUCGAAGGUCCCCGUAAACAUCUACUACGAAUCGCUCUGCCCGGACAGUGCCAAGUUCAUCAACGAGCAGUUGUACCCGGUGGCCAAGCAGUUCCGCAGCAACUUGGACCUCAAGUUCAUUCCGUACGGCAAGUCCACCUACCGGACGCAGGGAUCGGAAGUGCAGUUCGAUUGCCACCAUGGUCCGAACGAGUGCUACGGCAAUAAGGUGCAUGCCUGUGCUCUGUACCACAUCCAGGGCAACUCGUAUCAACCGAACAACACCAAGGAAGCGCUGGUCCUGGAGUAUGUGAACUGUCUGAUGGAGCGGGCCCAGUUCAAGGAUGGCGUUUUUCCUGGCAAGGCUUGUGCCGAUGCCUUCGAGAUCCACAACUACGAAACGAUCGAAACAUGCGCCAACUCAACCGAGGGAAGCAGCUUGCUCAGAAACUAUGGAGAUGAAACGGAAAAGCUUCUGAAGGGUGGCCUCAAGAACGUUCCGACGAUUGCUUUCAAACAGACCUUCGACAGCGAUAACCAGAACCUGGCGAUCCAGAACUUCCGCGCUGCACUGUGCAAGAACCUGAACCCAUCGCCAGUCGAGUGCCGUAACAUCCCAGGAAGUGCCCCAGUUCCGAUGGUUUCCUCGAUCGGAUUGGUCGGCCUUGUGAUGACUGUGAUUGUAACACGUUUGUUCUAGAACGUCUCAGCACCUACAUACAUACCCAUAUUUCGUAUUGUGUGUUACUUACUUAAACACUUGUUAAGCUCAUCUUGUGUGGCGAAGCCUAAGAGGAUCGCAUUUUAUCGAAAAGUAUGACGAAAAAAGUCGAAUGAAAAUCAUUCCGUCCGCGUGGUGCAUUUUAAUCCGAAGACUUGGAGCACUGUAACUGUAACUGUUGAAAAUCCGUCCCGAUAAAUUGAUAUCGUUUUAGAUUUAAAAAAAAGUGAAAAAUUCGAUGUAAGUAUAAAAAAUCUCUAUGUACAUCAACAUGUUGGAAAUAAACAAAAGUAAAGAUAAA
Messenger RNA from Uranotaenia lowii, 1306 nucleotides. Its product is annotated as GILT-like protein 1. Gene Ontology annotation, molecular function: oxidoreductase activity, acting on a sulfur group of donors, disulfide as acceptor. Lineage: Eukaryota; Metazoa; Arthropoda; Insecta; Diptera; Culicidae. The transcript has 3 exons. Bases 247 to 984 code for a protein of 245 amino acids. The record is from RefSeq and is a predicted model, not a curated record.